AUGGAUGAACUUGCAAAGUUGGAGUAUCUGUCGCUCGUGUCCAAAGUUUGCACUGAACUGGACAACCAUUUAGGAAUGAAUGACAAAGAUCUUGCUGAAUUCAUCAUUGAUAUCGCCGACAAGAACCCAGACUACGACAGUUUCAAUUCAGCACUACAGAAGAAUGGUGCCGAUCUACCAGGGUCGUUCGUCUCCAACCUUCAACGUCUUAUCCACCACAUGAGGCCACCGAAGCCGAAGAAAUCUAGCCUUGGCGCUAAGGUGAAGAAAUCCAAAUCGGUCAAGGUGGAGAAGAGACGAGAAAAGUACCCAGGACUCUGUAUUCCUGAUGAAAAAAUGGUUGAAGCUGAGAUGGAUGAGAAGGUCGCCAUGGAAGCCAUGGAUGAGCUUGAAGCCUUGAUGCCAGCUGCUAUCAGCUCAAUACCAAUUAAAACGGAGAAAACCGAGGACGUGAAAUCACACAAGAAAAAGAAGAGCCGCCAUCGUCACCAUAGUGACAGUCGAAGCAGGAGCAGAAGUCGAAGUCGUGAAAGACACAGGGAUAGACACGGUGAUAGACAAGCUGAUAGAUACGCUGACAGACACAGUGAUCGACACGGUGACAGACAGAGUGAUAGGCACGGUGACAGACAUAAACAUAGGAGGAGCUCAAGGUCAAGGUCAAGGAGCUUGGACCGAGAUCAGCGCCACCGUAGUCGGAGCAACAGCAGGGAUCGGAAACACAAGAGGAAACGAGACAGAAGCCGAGAUCGAGAUCAGGAAAAAUACGACGACAGCGACAGCCAUGCCGACCGCUUUGUAAACCGCCCGCCCUCGAUGGACCCGGAAGUUGGGAGUAUAUAUGAGGGGAAAGUAACGAGUGUGAUGCAGUAUGGAUGUUUUGUACAGCUGGAGGGCUUAAAGCGCAGAUGCGAAGGACUUGUCCAUAUAUCAGAGCUCCGUCGUGAAGGUCGUGUUGCCGAUGUUAACGAUGUGGUGACUCGAGGUAUGAGAGUCAAGGCUAAGGUUCUCUCCCUCGCUGGGACCAAGAUCCGACUCUCCAUGAAGGAUGUCGACCAAGACUCAGGUAGAGACCUUAAUCCAGGAUUAUCUAAAGGAUUAGCAGGUUCAUCUAAUCCAGAAGCUGAUGAUACAAUGCGUAAUCCAGAUCGUCCAUCGAACCUCCCUCUUGUGACCGUAGCGGAAACGGACGACAGUAGCAUCAGGAAGCGUGUACAGCGUGUUACGUCUCCCGAAAAAUGGGAACUGAAACAGAUGAUGGCAGCAAGCUGCAUCGAUGUGACAGAGCUUCCUGAUUUUGAUGAGACGACCGGAGUCCUAGCUAAGGAGGACGAUUCUGAUGAGGAGAUUGAGAUCGAGCUUCGGGAAGAGGACCCUCCCUUCCUACGAGGGCACGGACGGCAGAGUGUUGAACUCAGCCCAGUCAGAAUAGUUAAGAAUCCCGACGGAACGUUGUCCAAGGCAGCCAUGAUGCAGAGCGCCCUCGCUAAGGAGCGCAGGGAGAUGAAACAAACGCUGGACAGAGCGGAGAGCGAAAAUAUCCCGACAGGCAUGAACAAGAAUUGGAUCGACCCUAUGCCAGACAGUGAGAGAGCAUUGGUGGCCAAUGUCCGUAACAUGGGCUUCACCAACCAGGACAUGCCGGAGUGGAAGAAGAGUGCGUUUGGGGGAAAUAAAGCGUCUUACGGAAAACGCACCAAGAUGACCAUUAUGGAGCAGAGGGAAAGCUUGCCUAUCUAUAAACUCAAGGAGCAAUUGGUGCAGGCUAUUAUAGAAAACCAGAUCCUGGUGGUUAUCGGAGAAACGGGUAGCGGUAAAACCACCCAGAUGACCCAGUACUUAGCAGAGGCUGGGUAUACUGUACGUGGGAAGAUCGGAUGUACCCAGCCCCGUCGUGUGGCUGCCAUGUCCGUUGCCAAGAGGGUGUCUGAAGAGUUCGGUUGCCGGUUAGGGCAAGAGGUUGGCUACACCAUUCGUUUCGAGGACUGCACCUCCCCGGAGACCAAAAUCAAGUACAUGACAGAAGGUAUGCUUCUACGAGAGUGCCUGAUUGACUUUGACCUCCAGCAGUACGCCAUCAUCAUGUUGGACGAAGCCCACGAGAGGACCAUCCACACCGACGUCUUGUUCGGGCUCCUGAAGAAGGCCGUCAAGAAACGUAGCGAUCUGAAGCUCAUCGUGACAUCGGCGACGCUGGACGCCGUUAAGUUCUCCCAGUACUUCUUUGAAGCGCCGAUCUUCACAAUUCCUGGCCGUACUUUUCCCGUUGAGAUCCUUUACACCAAGGAACCAGAGGCAGAUUAUCUGGACGCUUCACUCAUCACCGUCAUGCAGAUUCAUCUGACUGAACCACCGGGUGAUAUCCUUCUGUUCUUGACGGGUCAGGAGGAGAUCGACACGGCUUGCGAGAUCCUCUUUGAGAGGAUGAAGUCUCUUGGCCCUGAGGUCCCUGAGCUGAUCAUCCUCCCGGUUUACUCUGCCCUGCCUAGUGAGAUGCAGACGAGAAUCUUUGACCCCGCCCCUCCUGGCAGCAGAAAGGUUGUCAUAGCAACCAACAUUGCCGAGACAUCUCUUACCAUUGAUGGAAUCUACUACGUUGUGGACCCCGGCUUUGUCAAACAGAAAGUCUACAAUUCUAAGACGGGGAUGGACCAACUUGUUGUUACACCCAUAUCACAGGCUCAAGCUAAACAACGUGCAGGUCGUGCCGGGCGCACCGGUCCAGGGAAAUGUUACCGUCUCUACACCGAGCGUGCCUACCGAGACGAAAUGCUUACAACGGCCGUCCCCGAGAUCCAACGGACUAACCUGGCCAGCACACUCCUCGCUCUCAAAGCAAUGGGGAUAAACGAUCUACUGGCGUUUGACUUUAUGGACGCACCUCCGACGGAAACACUGAUCACGGCCAUGGAGCAGUUGCAUUCAUUGAGUGCUCUCGAUGAUGAGGGUCUGUUGACUAGACUUGGACGUAGGAUGGCAGAGUUCCCAUUGGAACCGAUGUUGUCCAAGGUUCUGAUCAUGUCCGUCACUCUUGGCUGCAGUGAGGAGAUUCUUACCAUUGUGUCUAUGCUGUCCGUUCAAAACGUCUUCUACAGACCCAAGGACAAGCAAGCGAUUGCCGACCAGCGUAAAGCUAAGUUCCAGCAAGCUGAGGGGGACCAUCUGACCCUCCUAGCCGUCUAUAAUUCCUGGAAGAACAACAAGUUCUCCAACCCUUGGUGCUUUGAGAAUUUUGUCCAGGCGCGGACUCUCCGUCGAGCGCAGGACGUCCGGAAACAACUGCUCGGAAUAAUGGACAGACAUAAAUUAGACGUCAUUACCUGUGGAAAGAACACCGCCCGUGUGCAGAAGGCCAUUUGCAGCGGUUUCUUCAGAAGCGCGGCCAAAAAGGAUCCACAGGAGGGGUAUCGGACUCUAGUUGACAGUCAAAUUGUGUACAUUCAUCCAUCCAGUGCUCUCUUCAACCGGCAACCAGACUGGGUCGUCUACCAUGAGCUCGUCUUGACAACCAAGGAGUACAUGAGAGAAGUCACUACCAUCGACCCCAAGUGGCUGGUGGAGUUUGCCUCGUCCUUCUUCCGGGUGUCAGACCCAACCAAGUUGAGCAAGCACAAGAAGCAGCAACGUCUGGAGCCGCUGUAUAAUAAAUACGAAGAGCCUAACUCAUGGAGAAUCUCAAGACAGAGGCUGCGCCGAAACUAGAAGAGUAUCAGAAACAUUCCCGGAGCAUCAGACGUCAAUUGUAAACCUCCUACUUUCUUACCAUUGAAUAUUAUCCGCACUGGUUUUGAAGGAUGGAUAAACUGUGCCAGCAAGUUGUGGUAACUUAUGGUGGAUCAAUCAUAUACAGUGCACAGGCCACCCUCCUACCAGGGUUUGCCCUAAACUUUUUUCAUGACUGGCCAGGGAUAGUGGGUGGCUUGUAAAUAUAACCUUUGAUCUUUUUAUAAUGUUAAGUGUAUUGAGGGAUCAGUGAUCCAGAGUGCCCUUUAUAAAUGCUGUUUGAUUAUCAUAUUUAUUAUUGUUUUUUCACUAGUCCAUCAUCUUUUUCACUCAUCAAUUUCAAAAAUGAAAUAGGGAAGAUUUUCAACCCUGAACAAACCAGCCGUACCACAAGAAGAGAAUUGUGACUGGUCCUCUGAUGUUUGAACUGGCAUUCAUAAAUACCUCAGACAGUUUCGCAAUUCCUAUUGGUGGAGAGCGCGUCACGUGGGGGUGUUUAAACGAUUGAUAAUGACCAGCUGGAGCUGUUUAUAUCCGGUUGUUUUGGGAUAAGUACAGUAAAGCCCACAACCUCGUUCCCAUGGGUGAUCGAUCUCGCCUUGCCAUUUUGGUCCAUGAAAACGUGGAUGAAUACUACUACUACGCGCACGAAUGCAUAUCUGAAAACUGUCAGUCAUAAAAAUGCAACACACGUACAGAGUUCAAGGAAAGGACGUUGGAUAAUGGAUAAGUUUUACAGAGUUUCUCACUGUAUUAUGCCUUUGAAAAAAAAAACAUUUAUGAGUGGGAAUAAAAGAA
This is a messenger RNA of Asterias rubens (European starfish), 4521 nucleotides long. RefSeq names its product ATP-dependent RNA helicase DHX8-like. The record is from RefSeq and is a predicted model, not a curated record. Gene Ontology annotation, molecular function: RNA helicase activity; RNA binding; ATP binding. NCBI's taxonomy places the organism in Eukaryota, Metazoa, Echinodermata, Asteroidea, Forcipulatida, Asteriidae. The transcript has 21 exons. Gene Ontology annotation, biological process: mRNA splicing, via spliceosome; spliceosomal complex disassembly. The coding region runs from base 1 to 3702 and encodes 1233 amino acids. Gene Ontology annotation, cellular component: catalytic step 2 spliceosome; intracellular anatomical structure.